This is a messenger RNA of Synchiropus splendidus (mandarinfish), 2045 nucleotides long. RefSeq names its product transmembrane protein 59-like (gene tmem59l). The record is from RefSeq and is a predicted model, not a curated record. The transcript has 8 exons. NCBI's taxonomy places the organism in Eukaryota, Metazoa, Chordata, Actinopteri, Syngnathiformes, Callionymidae. Bases 158 to 1141 code for a protein of 327 amino acids.
CUGAUGAUGAUGAUGAUGAUGAUGACGACACGAGUGUAAGCAGAUCAGAGAGGAUCCGGGCUGAAGCAGCAGCAGCAGCAGCAUCACAAAGAGAGGCUCAGUGCUCCUCUUCCUCUUCCUCCUCCUCCUCCUCCGGGGUACUCAGCUCUGCGGCAGGAUGCGCGGCGUCUCGGGCCUGCUCUCGGUUCUCCUCGCCGGGCUGGCGGCAGCGGCCUCCUCCGACCUCUUCGACAACCAACUGGGCGACAUCAACUACUGCAAGCAGCAAUGUCAGCUCAGCAUCAAGAACAAGAGCCCGGCCAAAGACUCCAUCAUGAACGCCUGUCAUCGCGGCUGUCGUCUCUACUCCAUCUGCCAGUUUGUCAAUGGCAACGCCGGCUUCAACACCAGCAGGGAGGAGUGUCAGGGAGCCUGCCAGGAGGCUUACGUGAAGCUGCUGGAGCAGGAGGCCUGCGUCAGCGGCUGUGCCAGUCAGCCCUCUGAGCCGGAGAUCAUGAGGAAGAAGCUGAGGGCCAUGACCCUCCGCCCAAAGCCCCCGUCGGUGAUGGAAGCCGUCUCCAGCUGGUGCAACGACAUCGUCAGCUCCGCCCAGAGCUUCAUCUCCUCCACCUGGACCUUCUACCUCCAGGCUGACGAUGGCAAAGUGGUGGUGUUCCAGAGCCAACCAGAGGUGGAGUACUCUCUCCCCGAGCUUCAGGCUCCUCGAUCCAACGUGGCUGACAAGCCCGGGCCCCAGGUCCACUCACACACCCUGAGGCCGCACGGUGAGAAGGGGGCGUCAAAAGCCGGGAACAGAGUGAAGCAUCCUGUCGACCACACGGACGACCCCACAGCUGAGCAUGACUUCCUGGGAUGCAUGUCAAGACGGUCCGGUCUUCCCCGAUGGAUCUUAGCAGCUUGUCUUUUCCUGUCCAUCAUGGUCAUGCUGUGGCUGAGCUGUGCCAGCCUGGUGACUGCACCAGAGCAGCACAUCAAGAACCAGCUGAGCAUCAACGGUGAUAAAGACUUUCUGGACACAAACCAGAAGGUCAACCCAUACCACUUGAGUUCCGUGAUCGCCGUCGCGGUCAAGCAGUCGGAAGACAGCGUGGAGGCCGGACCCCUGCCGGUGAAGGUGGACCUCAACAAGACGUGCGUGUAGAAGGUCAUGUAGCAGAACUACUGACAGGAACAAAUCAGUGAUUUUUGAGGAGCGUUUCUCUCAAGCAUGGUAACCUCUGUUCAUACACACCACACUAAUAUCCCAAUACAACUUAGUGGCACUUCUCACAAGUUUAGUUCCUGUUUUGACCUUCAUUUUGAAUAGUUCAGGACAAGUUUCAUCCUUGGCAUCUGGUUGUGACAAACACAAUCGUUUAGCUGUUCAAUCACCGGUAGUUGUCUUUGUGUAUGGAUUGGAUCCAUUUUUAACACGGUCAUGUGUUUCCUUAUUCAAGUGCCAAAGCUCAGUCACACCAUCCAAUAAUGUAAAGAUUCAACUCCAUUCAAGCACACCUGGACUGCACCUGUUCUUAUAUUAUUCAUGUAUUAUUGCUCUUGUAUCACUUCUGUAGCUGUUCGAUGUGCCAUGUGCUUUUAUAUAGCUGGCUAUUUUGUAUGUUUGGGGAGCACAUACCGAGGGACGCCCUCUGAAACAGUGUGAACAUAGACUUUGUGGAUAAAGCCCAGCUGCACAGAUGUAGAGGAGAUGUUAGUUUUCCUUGAUCAUAGUUUGACUUCAGUGCUUUAGAUGUGGAGUGACGCGCUAUUUUAACCCAGGCUGUAGAGAAUAAUCUGUGCAUGCAAGCGACGCUUCAGUAGUUGGUCCUAACCGCCCAUUGCCGGUCUGACUUGACUCUGCUUUUUUUUCCCUGCCUAUUCACUGUAACAUUGAUAGAAUGUGUAAUAUUGAAUGACAAUAGUCGUGUGGUUUAGACAGAGAAGACUUUAAAAGCCAUUGAUUUUAAAUCUGUGCAUCACUAUGACGUCGUUCUCAACUGUAUCGUUUUCUUUUUACUGGUCAGUUUGUUGAACUUCACAAACAAUAAAGUGUUUCCAUCCUCUUA